Molecule: messenger RNA, 699 nt
Organism: Malania oleifera
Lineage: Eukaryota; Viridiplantae; Streptophyta; Magnoliopsida; Santalales; Ximeniaceae
Product: auxin-responsive protein SAUR50-like
Exons: 1
Coding region: 58-438 (126 amino acids)
Biological process (GO): response to auxin
Source: RefSeq, a predicted model, not a curated record
ACUGCAAAACUGAAUUAAUUGUACGUACUGGAGAGGAAAAAAAAAAUUGAACUCACAAUGGCCGUGAUUAGAGCUUUGAAUGGUCCCAAAAAGAGUGUUGGCAUCUCGGCGCUUAAAAUUCUAGUGAAGCUGCUACAAAAGAGCUUGGCACUGGCAAGGAAACCAGCUGCUGUGGAUUACUUUGAGGGGUUUGGGGUCAGUGGCAAAGCAGCAGCAGCAGCAGCAUUGCCGGAAGAUGUGAAACAGGGACACUUUGCGGUGAUCGCCGUCGAUAACGGGAAGCAGAAGCGGUUCGUUGUUGGGCUGAACUAUCUGAGCCACCCUGUGUUCUUGAGACUGUUGGAGCAUGCGGCGGAGGAGUUUGGUUUCGAUCACCAGGGCGCGCUUAGCAUCCCUUGCCAGUGGAGCGAGCUCGAGAGCAUUUUGGCUCAUUCUUGAAGAUAAGCUCAAUUAGUGUGUUCACUUAAUUAGGUGUAAUUGUCGGUAGAACCACCCAAAUUAUUAUAUAUGUAUGUAUGCAUGCAUGCAGAGUGAUUAUUAAUUAAUUCAUUCCUGAGUUUGUUGUUAGAUAUUUGAUGAUUUGUAUGAUAAAAAUUGAGUAUAUAUGUUUAGCGAUUUCCAAAAACAUCCGUAUGAGAAGAUUACAUAUAUUUUGGGACAGAGAGAAUGAUAUUAGAAACCUCUAAAUAGUCUUAUAAA